AGCUCCUGCCCGGACUGACACUCCUCCCACCACUCUUCUUCACGCUCGCCGCUCUCGCUCCCAAGUAUAAUCUGCGAGGGCUCCAUCGCCAUGUCAUUAGAUCCGCCAACCUACAUUCUCUCCCUGCAAAACAACAUCCGCGCCCGCCCUAUAUCGUGGGAAGGCGCAGUGCGGGCCAAGACCAUCACAGAUGCUGACCUGAAGAAGAUCAAGUCAAUUGACAAGGUGCGCAAGGAGCAGCGGAAACAGACCAUAGAGGCCGAUGUGGGUAGCUUUGUGGCGCUGUUGCUGGGUGGACAUGGGAGUCCGAGCAUCUUCGAGGCAGCAGCUAAACGCCAGGACAUCACACAGUACAUGCUGGUGUUGACGGGUGACUUGAUCGAAGAUUCCCCAAGCCUUAGCUCAGCUCUCGUCCAACACCCGGCACCCUUCAAGCCCUUCCUACCUCUCCUCAAAGCUGCACCUAAUGUCGAAGACCCUAUCCCGCUUCUGACAUCCUCCGUGCUUGCAAGUCUCCUAUCCCAUGCCCUCAGCCAACCCUCGAAGAGCACCUCCCAGACCGACGAAGCCCUCCCCCAGAUCUACACCUAUCUUUCGGCCCUGUCGAAGAGCUCGGAUGCCGGCCUGCAAGACAUUGCGGUACAGGAAUACUCUGCGGUUCUCUGUAGCAAGAAGUCGAGACAGAUUUUCUGGGAGCAAAGACAGGAGACGCUAGAUCCUCUUAUCGACAUCCUCCGAGCGGCAUCUGGGGCCGCUAGAGACCAAGACUCGACCCUAUGGAGCGGAGGAAGCAAUGUGCGCAGUGUGCCCGAAGGAGGGCUUGCAGGGGGCGUUGGACUCCAGCUGCUGUACCAUGUCCUUCUUGUCAUCUGGCAGCUCAGCUUUGAGGGCGAGCUGCUCGGCGAUGGACUCCAUGAUGAACACGACAUAAUAAUCCUCUACACACAUCUCCUGCGUCUUUCGCCCAAGGAAAAGACCACCCGGCUCCUCCUUUCCACCCUGCUGAACCUCCUAACCACCAACCGAUCCACGCUCCUUCCCGCAGCCGUUCUUGCGCGCCUCCCCUCCCUUCUCACCACCAUGAAAACGCGUCAUCUCACUGACCCCGACGCCCUCGAGGACCUGCAGGCCCUCACCGAGCUCCUAGACGACUAUACCAAAACACAAACUACCUUCGAUGAAUACGCCGCUGAAAUCAACUCCGGACAUCUGCGCUGGUCUCCUCCUCACCGCAAUCCCACCUUCUGGAGAGAAAAUGCCCGCAGGAUCCUGGAAGAAAACAAGGGAGAACUACCACGCAAGCUUGCAGAUAUACUGUCCAAGGGCUGGGACAACGAUAAACAGGUCUUGGCGAUCGGGUGUAAUGAUGUAGCCUGCCUUGUUAAGGAAGUACCAGAGAAACGAAGCCAGCUGGAGAGGCUGGGACUUAAAGGAAGAGUCAUGGAGCUUAUGCAGGAGGCGGAUGAGAGUGUGAGGUGGGAGAGUCUGAGGGCUGUGGGCGAAUGGCUGAGAUAUAGUUUUGAGGGGAAGAGUGAACUACCCUUACGAUAAGUUAAGGAAGAGCUAUUGAGAGCCCGACAGCCGGAGUGAGUGUGAAAUGGGAAGGAGAGAGAUCAUGUGUAUUUUGUUUGAACUAUUAGUAUAUGCCAACCAGCACGGCGUCCCAGCUUUGCAAAUAUAUCUUGUUUGG
Messenger RNA from Lindgomyces ingoldianus, 1690 nucleotides. Its product is annotated as vacuolar ATP synthase subunit H. The record is from RefSeq and is a predicted model, not a curated record. Gene Ontology annotation, biological process: proton transmembrane transport. Gene Ontology annotation, cellular component: vacuolar proton-transporting V-type ATPase, V1 domain; fungal-type vacuole membrane. Gene Ontology annotation, molecular function: proton-transporting ATPase activity, rotational mechanism. Bases 91 to 1551 code for a protein of 486 amino acids. The transcript is spliced from 3 exons. Lineage: Eukaryota; Fungi; Ascomycota; Dothideomycetes; Pleosporales; Lindgomycetaceae.